AUGUUUGUUGAACAAAGCGCUCCCGCCCAUGGCAACACCAACGCUAGGUUUCUGCAACAGCAUAUCCUCUUCCUAUUGCACCACCGCUGCAAAACGAUAAGACACCUCGCUCAAAUCCAUGGCCACAUCACCACCAAUGGAUUUGCCAGUAAAAGCUUCGUUCUUGUCAAGCUGUUGGCUUUGUACACAUCCUUCAACAAUUUCCCGUGUGCCCACCAACUGUUCGACCAAAUGGGUAAUCCAAGUACUUCAGUCUGGAACCAAAUUCUUCGAGGAUAUUCUAUCGGCGGCAACCCGCGUAAGUCGUUUGAGUUGUUUAAUUAUAUGGGGCGUUCUUUAGCGCGGCCUGAUGGGCAUACGUAUAAUUUUGUUAUUAAUGGUUGUGCGAAAGGAGGGUUGUUUGGAGAGGGGGAGCAGGUUCAUGGGAGGGUUAUGAAGAGUUCGUUUUGCUCGGAUAUUUAUGUGAUGACCAGUUUGGUUGAUUUUUAUGUCAAGAGUGGAGGAGAGGAUGGAGUUGGGAAGGCGAAGUUAGUGUUCGACGAAAUGCCUGACAGAAAUGUCGUCACGUGGAAUUCUUUGCUUUUGGGUUUCUUUCGUUGUGGAGAUGUUGAUGGAGCACAAAGAAUCUUUGAGGAGAUGCCGGUGAGAAAUGUUGUGUCUUGGACCACCAUGAUUGCUGGAUGUGCACAAAAAGGGAGGUGUAAAGAAUCGUUGUCCUUAUUCCGUUCGAUGCAGAAGGAGGGUAUAAAGUUUGACCAGGUUACUCUGGUAGCGGUGCUGUCAGCAUGUGCUGAAUUGGGUGAUCUGAACCUGGGCAAGUACAUCCAUUCAUACGUUUUCGAGUCUUUCGCUUACAGAAGGAAGCCAAUCCUCAUCUCGUUGAAGAAUUCGCUGAUACAUAUGUACGCCAGCUGUGGCGAAAUUGAGGCAGCAUUUGGAAUAUUCAAAAGGAUGGAGAAGAGGACUAUAGUUUCUUGGACUAGUAUGAUCACGGGUUUUGCGAAGCACGGUUAUGGAGAUGAGGCUCUCUCCGUGUUUCGAUGGAUGGAAACCGUAGAAAAAGAAAGCAAUAUUAGACCCGACAAAGUCACAUUCUUGGGCCUUCUAUGUGCCUGCACCCAUUCUGGCUACGUCAAUGAAGGUCGCCAUUACUUUCGUAGCAUGACUGCCGAUUGGGGAAUCGAACCAACGAUCGAGCACUAUGGCUGCAUGGUUGAUUUGUUAAGCCGUGCUGGUUUAUUGGAUGAAGCUCACGAGCUAGUGAAAUUGAUGCCUAUGAAGCCAAACGAUGUUGUUUGGGGUGCCCUUUUGAGUGGAUGUAGGAUAUACAAAAGCGUUGAGCUUGCUUCUGAUGUGGCACAUUGGCUGACAGAGGAACUUGAGCCUCAGAGAGCAGCUGGCUACUUUGUGCUAUUGUCCAAUGUAUACGCUGCAGCUAAGAAGUGGGAGGAUGUGGUGGCUGUGAGGCGAAAAAUGCUCGAUAUAAAGACGAAAAAGCCCCCCGGUUUGAGCUGGAUUCAGAUUGAAGGAAGCAUAUACGAGUUUCUGGCCGGCGAUAGGUCUCAUGAGAAUGCACCGAUGAUAUAUGAUGUUCUUGACGAGAUCACAAAGGAAGCGAGGUGUCAAAGGUAUGUUCCUUAUUUUACAGAUGCUUUUGUUGGCAUUUAG
Erythranthe guttata (spotted monkey flower) is the source of this 1668-nucleotide messenger RNA. Its product is annotated as pentatricopeptide repeat-containing protein At5g66520. Gene Ontology annotation, biological process: RNA modification. Lineage: Eukaryota; Viridiplantae; Streptophyta; Magnoliopsida; Lamiales; Phrymaceae. Gene Ontology annotation, molecular function: protein binding; RNA binding. The record is from RefSeq and is a predicted model, not a curated record.